UAUCCCCUCUUUCUCUCUGUCUCCACUCUCCACUCUCCACUCUCCACUCUCCACUCUCCACCAUGGCUUCCUCCAUCCAACACCACCUCUUUAUACUCCUCUCCCUCAUCGCCACCGCUUCAGCCGCCACCUCUUUCCAACCCAAGGGUCUACUCCUUCCUCUCACAAAGGAAGCUUCCACCCUCCAAUACAUAGUCAAAACUACCCAAAGAACACCUUCUAAAUCCGUACUCUUAACACUCAGUCUUGGUUCUCCAUUCUUAUGGCAAGAUUGUGAUAGAGGCUAUGUCUCCUCCACUUACCGUCCAGCUCGUUGCAACUCCGCUCAAUGUACUCUAGCGGAGUCUAUAGCCUGCGGUACUUGUAACUCACCCCGUAGACCCGGGUGUAACAACAACACCUGCGGCCUCUUCCCUGAAAAUCCCUUCACCAACACCGCUACUGGUGGUGAACUCGCCUCGGAUGUGGUACGAAUCAACUCCACCGACGGUUCAAACCUCGGUAGAGUUGUUACUGUACCAAACUUCCUAUUCAAUUGUGCACCAACCUUCUUGCUAAAAGGCCUAGCAAAGGGUGUUCAAGGGAUUGCCGGGUUUGGGAUGAGUAAAAUCUCUAUCCCAUCUCAACUUACCUCCACUUUUAAUUUACCUAACAAGUUUGCUCUUUGCUUAACAUCGGACGUCACAAGUGUAGGCGUCAUCUUCUUCGGAAACGGACCUUACAGACUCUACCCUGGUGAACUCUAUGUCCCAUCCUCUCUACAAUACACACCUAUUUUGACUAACCCCAACGCCUCUUCCGAAUACUAUAUCGGUGUCAAUUCCAUUAAAAUCGGCAACAGUGAAGUGCCCAUCAACAAAGCCUUAUUAUCCAUAAACAACCAAGGAAAUGGUGGAACAAAGAUCAGUACAAUCCACCCUUACACAAUCAUGGAAAGCUCUAUCUACAAAGCAGUGACUUCCUACUUCGACGUUCAACUCAAGAAAUUUUAUCAGGAUAGAAACUAUCCAAACGCUACACGGAUCAACGCAGUUGCACCGUUUGGACUCUGCUACGAUGGGAACACCAUAAGAUCUACGAGGGUAGGACUCGAGGUCCCUAACAUCGAACUAGUGUUGCAGAACGACAAGGUGGUUUGGACUCUUUUUGCAUCGAAUUCAAUGGUUAGGGGACUGAAGGCGAACCCAAAUGCGGUAUGUCUUGCAAUUGUUGAUGGAGGGAAGAACCCAGCGACAUCAAUUGUGUUAGGAGGAUAUCAGUUGGAAGAUAAUCUGCUGGAGUUUGAUGUUGCCAAAUCUAGGCUUGGUUUUAGGUAUUUAGUGAAUGAUAUGACUAGAUGUUCAUGUUGCGAUUAAAGCGAAAAUUAGAACAAACUUAUCUGAUUCGAUGAA
Messenger RNA from Spinacia oleracea (spinach), 1391 nucleotides. Its product is annotated as probable aspartic proteinase GIP2. Bases 63 to 1355 code for a protein of 430 amino acids. The record is from RefSeq and is a predicted model, not a curated record. Gene Ontology annotation, biological process: proteolysis. The transcript has a single exon. Gene Ontology annotation, molecular function: aspartic-type endopeptidase activity. NCBI's taxonomy places the organism in Eukaryota, Viridiplantae, Streptophyta, Magnoliopsida, Caryophyllales, Amaranthaceae.